CACAGACACCUGCUGCGAGUUUAUUUUGAUAAGUGCCAAUAAGCUGCGAUCAUGCAAACAGAGAGGAACCAACCGGGUAAACAAACCCAGCGCGGCUUCUCUCGCUGGGUUAGGGGCUGGCGGAGAUGGGGGAACGGGCCGAUUUUAGGGUUUUAGGGCUCGCUGAGAGCUCUGAGCCCUGCCGGCCGAGCCCGGCGCUGCGGGAGGAGCCGGCGGCGGUGCCGUGCCCGGCUGCGGCGCCUGCGGGAUGCUCUGAGCGCAGGGAUGCGGAGGAGGGGGGCUGCGGGAGGGGAGAGGGAGGCGUGUGCCUGCCUGCCUGCCAGGGGGCAUUUCUUCCCCUACCCGCACAAGCCGAUGCCCACCCUGCUGAAGCAGUUAAACGGGGGAGAGCGGCAGCCCGGCUGGCAGAUUCCUGCCCUGUGAUAUGCCAGCCACAGGGUGACGCAAGGGCUGGAAGGCUCCGACUAACAAGCCAUUUUCACCUGCGUAACAAGCGCUAGUGGAGAUCCAGCGGCGGCUCCCGGUCCCCGCAGCCGGCCAGAGCCCAGCGCGGCCGCAGCCGCAGCUCCAGCCCAGCCCGGCGGCCACCGCAGCCCUUCCGCUGCCCCCCGAGAGCCGGAGCUCAGCAUGGCAGCCCCGCCGGACCCCCAGGACCUGCUGCUGGCGGGCACUGGGCUGCACUGGGCGCGGGAUGGAGACGGGGCUGAGCAGCGGGAGCAGCCGGGAUUCGGCUCCGCCAGGGAACACCCGCCCGUUUCCAUGGCGACUGCAUCCCCAGGUGUCACAGGCUCGUCACAUCUCUUCGACUACGGCUCCACUGCCAACGGAGGGGACAACUCCUUCUACACCUCCCUGAUCUCCGAUGUCCACUACACCACCCCGAGGGACUCCACCUAUUUCACAGGCAUCUAUCAGCAGGAAAACACCCCCAUUCCCUGCUCGGGCAGCACGGAGGGGUUUAAUGCUCUGGGCCAUCCUGUUCAAGACGUGACUGGAUUUGAGUCCCGUGGCUUGUUUAGCUCAGACUCGGGAAUAGAGAUGACUCCUGCAGAGUCUACUGAAGUCGACAAAACCUUAGCAGAUCCCAUGAAAGUAGAAGCUUACAAAUACAUGGACAUGAGUAGAUCAGAAGAAAUAAAGUACCAAGAAACACACGACUCUGACUCAGAAGAUGAGAGCCCAGGCCUUAGUGAUAAGUACCGGGGAACACCCGCGGGGUCCAGCCACGCCGCUGAGCCUCCACGGACGCCUUCGGAGAGCACAAAGGCAGCCAAGGAACAAGACCUGCUGGAAGACAGAAAGUCUGGGGGUCAGCACAGUCCCUCUGUGGCUACAACCCCUGUCAAGAUCACGCUCACUGAGACAGAAAGCACCAAGGAAGCCGCCAGCAGAGAGCCGAGCCCGACUCAGCCGGACACCGGCCUGAAGCCGAGCCAUGAGGUGGUGCCAACGGUGACGGUGUCAGAACCAGAGGAUGACAGCCCAGGAUCUGUCACACCACCCUCCUCUGGCACAGAGCGGUCGGGCUCGGAGUCGCAGGGCAAGGGCAGCCUGUCGGAGGAGGAGCUCAUGGGCGCCAUCGCGGAGGCCGAGCGCUUCUCCUUCGAGCCCGCGGAGCCGCCGCGCCCGCCGCCCGCUCCGGCCGAGCCGCGGGCCAGGCCCGCCCGCCCUCACGCCGCCGAGCACGAAGGCAGCAGCGCCGAGUCCGGCGACUCGGAGAUCGAGCUGGUCUCGGAGGACCCCCUGGCUGCCGAGGAGGUGCUGCACUCCAACUACGCGACCUUCGGCCACAUCGGCGGGCCGCCUCCGUCGCCCGCCUCCCCCUCCAUCCAGUACAGCAUCCUGCGGGAGGAGCGGGAGGCGGAGCUGGACAGCGAGCUCAUCAUCGAGUCCUGCGAUGCCUCCUCGGCCUCCGAGGAGAGCCCCAAGAGGGAGCAGGACUCCCCCCUGAUGAAGCCCAAGGUCAUGGACAUCAUCAAGGAGGAGAACAACUCGCGCACUGACGCCUCAGACUACGAGGCCAGUAAAUUGGCAGAGAGCAGGAUGAACAGGGAAAACCUGGCCGAGUCCUCGUCCUACCUGAAAAGCUCCUUUGUUGCGCCAAAAAUAAGCGCUGAGCCCCCGACCUCUGCCGUCAGCACCGAGGAGCUGAAGGAAAGAGUACAACUGAAGAAACCCAUUGAAGAAACUGUUGUUAACCAAAGUAAAGUGUCUUCCAAGGACUUUGGCAAAAAAAGUCCGUUGGCUUCGUUGCUACUGCCGUUUUUAAAUAAGCAGAAAGCCAUCGACCUGUUGUACUGGCGUGACAUCAAGCAGACGGGGAUCGUCUUCGGCAGCCUCCUGUUGCUGCUCUUCUCCCUGACCCAGUUCAGCGUCGUCAGCGUCGUGGCCUACCUGGCCCUGGCCGGCCUCUCGGCCACCAUCAGCUUCAGAAUCUACAAAUCAGUCCUACAGGCCGUGCAGAAGACAGAUGAGGGCCACCCCUUCAAAGCCUACUUGGAGAUGGAGAUGAAUCUUUCACAGGACCAGAUCCAGAAAUACACAGAUUGUCUCCAGCUAUACGUCAACAGCACAGUCAAAGAGCUGAGGAGACUCUUUCUCGUUCAGGACCUCGUGGAUUCUUUAAAAUUUGCAGUACUAAUGUGGCUGCUGACUUACGUGGGAGCCCUCUUCAAUGGCCUGACUCUUCUGAUAAUGGCUGUGGUGUCUAUGUUUACUCUCCCCGUUGUAUAUGACAAGUACCAGGCACAGAUUGAUCAAUACUUGGGGCUGGUGCGGACCCACAUAAACACGGUGGUGGCAAAGAUUCAAGCUAAAAUCCCAGGUGCUAAGAGAAAGGCAGAGUAAAGCAGACAUCAAGAAUUCAUUGACUACAGUAGUGCAUAAUGGGGAAAUCUGGAGUGAAAACAGCUCUGUUCUUACACUUUACUGCAAAUUUAUCAUUCUUUUUUUUUUCCUCAACACCAUAAUCUUAGAAACAUAAAACUCAGAAGCAGUGCUUUUCCCCUGCUGCUUCUGCACUUAGAAUAUUUGCAAUCACUUGUGUCAAGCACUAAAGUAUAGUAAAGAGAAAAGUGUACUAGAUGUGGUUUUUUGUGUUGCUUAUAAAGUGCAUGAUGGUGAGAGCCUAAAUAAUAUUGACCUCUUUAUUUAAUUUUUUUUUUUAGUGUUUUUCCUUCUUCUAUUGGCAUUGCUUCUAUAACUUUUAAUGUUACAUGUGGCUAGGGGCUUUCCUGCUUAGCGCACUUGAUGCAAUAGUUAAAAUUGCUUCUACGUCACUGGGUUGCUGGUUGGAUUCAUCUUUAUUAACUAUAUAGAAUUGUAGACUGAUGUUUUAGUGUUUUCCAGCACAAAUAAAAUAAACAGUAAGCAGUACUUAUGGUAAUCAGUUUUGUAUAACUCAAAAUCAAAAAAAAAAAAAGAAAAAAAGAAAACAAAACCCAGUACUUUUGUCGUAAAGGAUUGACAGGCUGAUUUACAUGUAUGGUAACUGGAAAGUUCCAGCAUGUUCAAUUUAUUACGAUUUGUAUUACAUUCUCUGUAGUUCCUAAUGGACUUAAUUAUGGACUCUGAAUAUUUGCACUUAUGUACUUGAUACCGAAUGCAGAAAUAAAUGUUACUAAAU
Taeniopygia guttata (zebra finch) is the source of this 3625-nucleotide messenger RNA. It is a transcript of the gene RTN1, whose product is annotated as reticulon 1. Lineage: Eukaryota; Metazoa; Chordata; Aves; Passeriformes; Estrildidae. Gene Ontology annotation, cellular component: neuron projection; postsynaptic density; endoplasmic reticulum membrane. Gene Ontology annotation, biological process: endoplasmic reticulum tubular network formation; brain development; neuron differentiation. The record is from RefSeq and is marked validated.